Cicer arietinum (chickpea) is the source of this 5583-nucleotide messenger RNA. Its product is annotated as protein HUA2-LIKE 2. Lineage: Eukaryota; Viridiplantae; Streptophyta; Magnoliopsida; Fabales; Fabaceae. The record is from RefSeq and is a predicted model, not a curated record. Gene Ontology annotation, molecular function: peroxidase activity; protein dimerization activity. Gene Ontology annotation, biological process: response to oxidative stress.
UUUUUAACAUCGAGAACAAGAAGGCGCAGUUCACGGAGAGAGUAGUAGUAGCUUCACUGCGCACCCUAAGCCGCUCUCCACCGAACCUAACUACUAAACUUCAUCAUGUUUUUCUUCCCCAAACCUCUUUCACUUCAACUCACACUCUUCUUCAAUUAGGGUUUUCAACUUCUCCACUCUCUCCCUCAAUUUUCAAUGCCUUCCAAUCCUCUCUCUAAAUUCUGCACCGUCAUAUACCGUUCCAUUAUUGAGAUACUUUUUUAUUUUAAUUCUUUCAUUCAGCAUAAAUCGUUCUCUAUCAUUUGACGGUACAACUUUUUUCGUCUUCCUGUUAUGGCGCCUUCCCGUAGAAAGGGCGCCAAGAAAUCAGCGGCCGCCGCUGACGUUUGCCAGCAAUGGAACGUCGGCGAUCUCGUUCUUGCUAAAGUCAAAGGAUUCCCUGCUUGGCCUGCAACUGUAAGUGAGCCAGAAAAAUGGGGUUUCUCAACUGAUCCGAAGAAAAUAUUUGUAAACUUCUUUGGAACCCAACAAAUUGCUUUCUGCAAUCAUACUGACAUUGAAGCAUUUACUGAAGAAAAGAAACAGUCUCUUGCCAAACGCCAAGGAAGGGGUGCUGAUUUUGUUCGUGCAGUAAAGGAGAUUAUUGAAUGUUAUGAAAAGUUAAAGAGAGAGACCCAAGUUGAUGAAACUAGCUCUGGUGGUGAAGUUGCUAAUGCAAAUUUGGCAUAUUCACUUGACCCAUGCGCCAACUCAGGUCAAGUGGAUACUCGGAAUUCACAAAUGAAAUCAUCAAAUUCUGUGACUGAGGACAACUCAUUUGUUGCGCCGAGGGAUGAAUCUCAUAUUAAAGAGGCUACUGGUGAUGCUGUUGCGACUGUAAAAUCACUUUUGCCAGUGAGUCAGGGAAAUGAACCAGUUAAAAGGUCCAGAAGCUCAUCACAGGUCCAAAACUUUGUAGUACCUAGUAGUGAUGGUAGAGAUAAUGGUGACAAUGAUGUCAAUAUAUCAGCUGAUGCAAUUCAGAAUAAAUCUAUUAAAAGGAUUAAUCAUAUCAGGAAAUCGCCUGACCGUUUUGGCUGUAAUGAUACUGAUUCAUCUGCAUUUGCCUCUAACGUUAGCAUGGAGGAAAAUGGUUCUGAAAUUAUUACAAUCAAUUCUGAUGCCUGUAGCUUAAAUGAGGGGAGUGCAAUAGAUUCAAAUUUAAAACUUGAACAAUCUGCGACCAUUGAGUGCUCUGCAUACAAAGUUGAGUUAAACAAAACCCUUGAUCAUGAAAAGAAGCCUGUAUUUGAUAAAAAGAAAAGAAAACCUAACAGGAUGAGGAAAACUAAUAAUCCUGGUGCUCAGAAUGACAAUCAAAGUUUGCAGAAUAUGUCUGAAAAUCUGAAAGAGAGAUGCUCUGACCAAGAUGGAGAUGAACACUUGCCCCUGUUGAAGCGAGCCAGAGUUAGAAUGGUUAACUCAUCAACCAUGGAGGAAGAAGACAAUAGAAUUGCACAGGUACAAGAGAAAAGUUGUAAGGAAGUUAUUAUAGACCCACCAUCGCAGAUAAUCACAUCCUCGAAUUGUGAAAAUGGUUGCCUUGCUGAUGGAGCCUCAUCAGCAUUGAAUGGAGCUUUGGUUAACGUUUCUCCUAAGUUAUUAGCCCCCUGUUCUGAAAAUGGGUCACAGGUUUCCAAAGUUAAGAAAGACCAAUUAUUUGGAUGCUGUAUGGAUGAUGAAUCUGUUUUACCGCCAUCUAAACGCAUCCAUCGCGCUUUAAAAGCAAUGUCUGCCAAUGUUGCCGAAGAAGGAGCUUGUAUCAAAUCAUCACCUUCUAUAAUACCAUCAAGUGGUAGAUGCGGUAUAUCUGCAAUCAAGAGAUGUUCUUGUAUGACCAUUGAUAACCAGGAAGGUAAUGGUUUAGAACUGAAAGCGUUGGCUUCUUGUGGCAUUGAUUGUUCUAAUUUCGGUGUGUGUAGUUUUUCAACCUGUUCAAAUCCAAUGAUUUCAACAGAGGAUAAGUCUUCUAUGGAAGAGGAUAAACAGUUGACUAAGUCACAGCAACAUGAUUCUGGCAAGGAUAGCAUCCUAGGUGCUAGACAUCAAAUUGGUGAAGAACUUAGUGAUUCUGUGGUUUGUGCGCCGGCUAAAAUAGACUCAGAAGGUCUUAUGCAUGAAAACGUUUUUCCUAAUGUUGAUGUGAAAUGUUGUAAAGUUGGAAGCAAUCAAGAUUCAUCAGGUCCAUUGUUACCGCCAAAGGCCGGUGAAAGUAUUAGACCUGUGAUCCCUUCAAAUGCAUCUGACACAUUAGAUGAUGGUGGAAUAAGUCUUGAUCCCGUUGCGGGUCAAAAUGAAAGUGGUGAAUUGUUACCUCAAAAUAGUAUCAACAUGUCUCAGAAUGUGGUGGUUGUUUGUGAGGAUAUGAAGCGAGCAGCUGGCGGUAGCAGUAAAAUCAAUGACAUGCAUGAAGUUGUGAAAGAGAUAAACUUUAAAAGACAGGAGGAGGAUAUUAUUUCUCUUUUAAUACCUAAUGAUUGUUCAGGGGAAAAGUGUACUUUGGGUGUUCUGGCAAGCUCAUCCUUGACUAAUGGGGGAGUUUGCCUUCCACACUGUUCUCCUCCAAAUACAUUAGUUCGCAAUGUUUCUACAUCAGACAGUAGUAAUAUUCAUCAAAAUGGAAGUUGUAGCCCCGAUGUACUCCAGAAGAAUACUUUGUCUGGUCCUAUUGAUGGAUGGAAAGAUGGGCCUGUGGCAAAUCAACGAUCAAGAUCUGUGGGAAAGUCAACUGAAGCAGGACAUGCUGCUUUGUUAUACUUUGAAGCAAUGGUUGGGACAUUGACAAGGACAAAGGAAAAUAUAGGUCGAGCCACACGCAUAGCUAUUGACUGUGCAAAGUUUGGGAUUGCAACAAAGGUGGUGGAAAGUCUUGUCCACAGUCUGGAAAAUGAGCCAAGCCUUCGUCGGAGAGUGGAUCUGUUUUUUCUUGUUGACUCUAUUGCUCAAUAUUCUCGAGGUUUGAAAGGAGAUGUUGGUGGAGUUUAUCCAUCUGCUAUGCAAGCAGUCCUGCCGCGCAUAUUGUCUGCUGUUGCCCCUCCUGGAAAUACUGCACCAGAAAAUCGUAGGCAGUGUCUUAAGGUGUUAAGGGUGUGGUUGAACAGAAGAAUACUACCAGAACAGAUUAUUCGCCAUCACAUCCGGGAAUUAAACUCAUAUAGCAGUUCAGCUUCUGCAGGUGUUUACUCACGGCGUUCAUUGAGAACUGAAAGGGCUUUAGAUGAUCCUAUUAGAGAAAUGGAGGGUAUGCUUGUUGACGAAUAUGGAAGCAACUCAAGUUUUCAGUUAUCUGGAUUUCGCAUGCCCUGUAUGAUUGAAGAUGGAGGGAGUGAUUCUGAUGGAGUUAACUUAGAGGCUGUCGCGCCUGAGUGUGUCUCUGGAACAAAAAAAGUUCAAGAAGUGGCUCAUGCAUUUGAAAAACGUAGGCAUGUGUUGGAAGAUGUUGAUGGUGAGCUUGAAAUGGAAGAUGUGGCACCUUCUUUUGAUGUUGAAUUGAAUCCAAUUUGUGAUGUUGAUGGUGGAAACGCGUCACAGCUUGAUAAGAAACUUCCUCUGUCCUUUGCUCAUCGUUUACCAGAAGACGGGGCACCAUCUUCCCCAUGUCCACGAUUAUCUGCUCCACCACCACCUCCUCCUCCUCCACCUCCUCCACCCCCACCAACACUGCGCCUCAUGUCAGCUAGCUCUGAUCAAUAUGGCACUGCAGUCGAUUCAAAAGUUUAUACAGAUUCACAGACAGUGCACGGAAAAACAUUCCAUUCUAUGGCUCAGCCCUUAGCUGCACCAAGGAAUAGGCGAUCUACUGAUGCAGUACAGUUUCAAAUCUCAGAGUGUAGAGACGUGCAGAUGCAGAUACCAGAGUCUACCUGCUCUUUCAACACUUUCCCUGUACGACCACCAGAAAAUUGCAGGAGUGCUGAUGGUUUUACUAUGCAUAACAAAGGCAUACUACGGCCACCACAACGUGUGCCGUCGGAUCAGUUUUCUUUUGUCCAUGCAGAACAUCGUCCGAAGUCUCAGAGGGAGGUUCCACCACCCCAUUCAUACUCCAAUAGACAUCACUUUGUGCAGAGCAUGAGGAGGGAGAACUUCUAUAACAAUCACGAGAGAUUAGAACCAUCUCCAUAUGAAUACCGAGAGAGAUGGAAUAGUCGUACACCCUAUUCUGGUUCCCCUUAUGGUUGUUAUCCAAGUGAAUCAACUAGAUCACCCGGUCAUGGUUGGAGAUUUCCUCCCCCUUCAAUGAAUUACAGAGACUCCAUGCGUUUUAGACCGGUCUUUGAAGAUGCAAUUCCAGCAGCAAAUCGAGAUGACUCACUUUUUGGCGUGGGCCCUGUCUAUGUUCAUGAGAGCGUCUUCUGUAGAAUGCAGAGCAGGAAGAUUCAUUGUAAAGUCAUCGGAGAGCUAUUGAAUAUGAACAAAAAACAAGGUGAGUUGCAAAAAAGUGAGUUGGAUAGGUAUUCAGAGGAUGAUGUUGAAGAUGACUCCCCUUCAUUUGACAUUCUUAAAUGGCGAAAAGGAAAAACAAAUAAGUAUCAUGUUCUUUCUCGCAUAGCUAGAGAUAUUUUGACUAUUAUAAUGUCUACUGUAUCAUCUGAGUCGGCGUUUAGUACAGGAAUUCGAAUCCUCGAUUCAUUUCGUAGUUCAUUAAAUGUCACUACUAUUGAAGUUUUGAUUUGUACCCAAAAUUGGAUCAAAUCUCCUAAGAAAAUUGAUUUAACAAUUGAGUUGGUUGAAGUACAAAAGAUUGAAUCAAGAACGGAAACAAAACCCCAACCAAAACAAAUGGGUGCUUCACAAUCCCAAUCUCAAUCACAAUCACAAUCUCAAUCGUUCCGUGAAAAAUCCAUCUAUGAAUUCUCAGUUAAGGAUACAAAGGGAAGAGAUGUGAGUCUCAGGUCCUACAAGGGAAAAGUUCUUCUUGUAGUUAACGUUGCUUCAAAAUGUGGAUUUACAGAUUCCAAUUAUACUCAGUUAACUGAGCUUUACGGUAGAUACAAGGAUAAAGGACUUGAGAUAUUGGCUUUUCCAUGUAAUCAAUUUUUGAAGCAAGAGCCUGGGAAUAGCCAGGAGGCUGAGCAAUUUGCUUGUACAAGAUAUAAGGCUGAGUAUCCGAUUUUUGGAAAGAUACAUGUGAAUGGAGCCGACACUGCACCUCUGUACAAAUUCCUAAAAGAAAAGAAAACUGGAUUUCUAGGGUCUAGAGUAAAGUGGAACUUCACCAAGUUUUUGGUUGACAGGGAAGGGAAUGUGCUCCAGCGUUACAGUCCAACCACCCCACCACUUGCCAUUGAAAAUGACAUCAAGAAGGCAUUGGAAAAUAAUUAAAAAUAAAAUGAAUGUAUAUUUGGUAGAUGAUGUUACUUCUAGUGAUUAAUUACUUAUUGGAUAUGUUAUUAUGUUUAGGUAUUAGGAUUUUGUUUGUCUCAACUGUUGUAUUAAAAAUCCUCUUUUGUCCUUGUGAUAUAAUUCGUUACUUAAAACUUGAUUACUCUGUUUUGAGCUGUUAUUUGUUUAUAGAAGAGUUGUAUUAUUUGAACACACAAA